CACCCCAUUAGUCAACUCUCGAUUUGACUCCAGAGUCUGUCCACUGCGUCGCUGUCGCACACAACGCCCGCGUUGCCGAAUUUGCCCAAUCGAACCAGGAAGUUAAGGAAACGCCCAGAAAUCUUGAGCAUUAGGAAAACACCGUAAUUGACUCUUGUCCGGAUCCAGCUCGCGACACCGAGUCUCGUUCCUCGUGUGUUCUCCGCGAGCUGAGGAAGGGUGCGGAUUUGGGUUUCAAGAAGGGUGUCGCUAGGGGAGGCGUCGCAUUCGAUCUUGCUCCUCGGAGAUGGAACUGAAGAGGGAGAGGCUUGUGAGGUUUUAUUCUGAUGGAAAACAGCAGAAAGAAUUGAGACGGGGAAGUGAUGACCCUUCGGACUUGAAUAUGUCGUCUUCCAAGUACAUGGUUUCCUCAUCGUCUUUGCUGAAAUCAGAUAAUGGGUUCGUGGGAGGUAGAUGUAAACUACCUGAAGCUUUUUCAAGUAUGAGGAGUAAGGUGUUUCCAGAGGACCUUGCGCCUGGGCGGAGUAAAAUGCUUGAUCCGGGGGGUGAAAUUGUGUUGAGGUGGAACCGGAUUUUCAUUUUCACAUGCUUAAUGGCUCUCUUUGUCGACCCAUUAUAUUUUUACUUGCCAAUAGUGGGAGGGACUUCGGACAACUCCUGCAUGAAGACAGACUUGAGUCUACGAAUCAUAGUAACGUGCUUUCGGACAAUGGCAGACCUCUUUUAUGUGCUGCACAUGGUUAUAAAGUUCAGAACAGCUUUUGUUGCACCGAGCUCUCGAGUGUUUGGUAGGGGUGAACUUGUAAUGGAUCCUAAGAAGAUUGCUCGACAGUAUAUUAGAUCUGACUUCUUGGUUGAUCUCAUUGCAGCAUUGCCUCUUCCUCAGAUAGUGAUCUGGUUCAUUAUACCAGCAGCCAGAAGUUCUCGGACAGAUCAUAACAACAACACACUGGCGUUGAUUGUUUUGCUGCAGUAUGUACCAAGGUUGUAUCUUAUGUACCCGUUAAGUUCUCAAAUAAUCAAAGCAACUGGAGUGGUUACAAAAACAGCUUGGGCUGGGGCUGCAUAUAAUCUGCUGCUAUACAUGUUGGCGAGCCAUGUUAUAGGAGCAGCAUGGUACCUUUUGUCAGUUGAUAGGUACACAUCAUGCUGGGAAUCAGUUUGCCGAAAGGAAGAAAGUCCUAUCAAGUGUGUUCCUGAAUAUUUGAGUUGUGAUGGUUUUGAUCUUAAUCGCCAAAGAUGGGCCAACAGUACAAAUGUUUUCAACAGUUGUAAUCCCAAUAACAAUAGUACCACAUUCAACUAUGGGAUAUUUGAAAAUGCAGUGACCAAAAAUGUUGUUUCUUCUAAUUUUGUGGAAAGGUACUGCUAUUGUUUAUGGUGGGGUCUGCAGCAAUUAAGUUCUUAUGGUCAAAAUUUGUCAACAAGCAUGUUUAUUGGGGAGACAUCAUUUGCCAUACUUAUUGCCAUCUUGGGUCUGGUUUUAUUUGCCCAUCUGAUUGGCAACAUGCAGACCUACCUGCAGUCCCUUACUGUAAGGCUUGAGGAAUGGAGACUUAAACGAAGAGACGCAGACGAAUGGAUGAGGCAUCGCCAGCUUCCCGAAGAUUUAAAACAACGUGUACGUCGUUUUGGCCAAUACAAGUGGCUUGCUACUAGAGGAGUUGACGAAGAAUCCAUCCUCCGUGGUCUACCAGCUGAUCUCCGUCGUGAUAUUCAGCGUCACUUGUGCUUAGACCUUGUUCGGCGUGUACCCUUCUUCUCCCAAAUGGAUGAUCAACUUCUCGAUGCAAUAUGUGAGCGUUUAGUUUCCUCGCUAAGCACUGAAGGUACCUACAUUGUUCGUGAGGGUGACCCCGUGACAGAGAUGCUUUUUAUUAUCAGAGGCCGGUUGGAGAGUUCUACUACUAAUGGAGGUAGGACUGGUUUUUUCGAUUCAAUUACAUUGAGACCUGGAGAUUUCUGUGGUGAGGAGCUACUUGCUUGGGCGUUGCUCCCGAAAUCCAGUGUCAAUUUGCCUUCCUCGACUAGAACAGUUAGAACGCUCGUAGAAGUGGAAGCUUUUGCUCUGAGAGCAGAAGAUCUCAAGUUUGUGGCAAACCAAUUUAGACGCCUCCACAGCAAAAAGUUGCAACAUACCUUCAGAUUUUAUUCCCACCACUGGAGGACAUGGGCUGCCUGCUUCAUCCAAGCAGCUUGGCGCCGACAUAAGAGGAGGUCUAUUGAAAACAGUCUUUCCAUGAAAGAGUAUGAGGAUGUGGUCGAUGAGUCAGGUCAAGAGACAGAGGAUUCUUUUGUCUCCAGAAAUCCUUCUCAGGCAAAACUAAAUCUGGGAGUGACAAUACUGGCUUCCAGAUUUGCUGCAAACACGAGGAGAGGAGCUCAAAAGAUCAAAGACGUGCAGAUGCCAAAGUUACAAAAACCUGAGGAACCUGACUUUUCCUCCGAACCUUAUGAUGAAUAGCUGGACUGGUUGUGUCAGGUUUUCGUUGCUUUAGCUUUUACAUGCCAUCAAGAAGACUUUCUUCUGAGAUGGAAUCUACAGUGGUGCGGUCUUGAGCUUGCGUAUAUUGAGGUUAGGCUGAGACAUCAGGGUUUCACAACAAAGAGACUCCUCUCUGAAGGAAUGGUAUGACUUAGAAAGACAAGAGUGACAGAGACUCAGAGUGCCAGGUGAGGAGAAGAAGUCAUUAAGGCGUUUAACAAUGUGUCUAAUUUGGCUGCGCAAAUGUUUGCUCUUCCAAAUGGGUGAGCUGAAUUCUACGCAACUGAGCAUUCGUGCGUGAAGUUAUCUUUUAUGUUGCCAGUGAAAA
Rhodamnia argentea is the source of this 2813-nucleotide messenger RNA. Its product is annotated as cyclic nucleotide-gated ion channel 17-like. The record is from RefSeq and is a predicted model, not a curated record. The transcript is spliced from 7 exons. Gene Ontology annotation, molecular function: monoatomic ion channel activity. Gene Ontology annotation, biological process: monoatomic ion transport; transmembrane transport. Gene Ontology annotation, cellular component: membrane. Bases 287 to 2464 code for a protein of 725 amino acids. Lineage: Eukaryota; Viridiplantae; Streptophyta; Magnoliopsida; Myrtales; Myrtaceae.